CCUAAAGCAAGUGCAGCGCAGCAGCUCUGCGUCAAAUUUACAUCCUGGAGCAGUUGGCAUUUUGCUUAUCACGAGCAAAAACGCGGCGGCUCGCGAGAGCGAUCGCGGGGAGUGACGUCGGGUGUGUGUGUCUGUCGCGGGGCGGCAGUUCCGAAAAGUGAAAUUCCUUGCGGCCCUUCUUUUGUACAAAGAAGAGAAUUAGCGGCGGGCGGGCGGGCAGCGGAAAGUGACAGAAAGACGUGCGGCGACGCGUGCUAAAAAUGUGUGUUGUUGGACCCCUGCUAAUUGCCGAUAACAAGGAGGUGCGUGGCCUACAAUUGCAACGGCAGCACCCACAAGCGCGCUAGCCAUGCAGGUGUUGCCCUCGGCGCUGCUGCUCUGCGCUCUGUGCAGAUUCCUCGCCAGGGCCGCCCAGCCGCCCUUGGCCUCCGAGGAGCCGGACGCCGCCGCCGGCGAGCGGGCCAGCAAGUUCCUGGAUCACGUCGUCACCAAAGAACAGGCCGCGCAGGCUGCGUCCAAGUUCGACGUCUCCAAACUCGGUGUGAGUGAUGAGGUUGGUUGCGGCAAAUGCUCGCUCCAAGAGAGAAUGUACUGCGUUAGCGACGCUGUCCUCAGUGACCAUUGCUGUUGCGACAAACACCUUGAACCGAUGCCGUUCGUGCCCCACAGAUGUUACGUGAAUCUUCCUCCGGCGGCUCCUUGCGCGCCGAUAGCAGGAAACUGCGCGCAGUACUCGCGAAUUUACGACUGCUGCUGCAAGCACAUCCUCCAGCAAAGAUUUCCGGCCCGUCCUGUGCACAGCGGAUGGCUGGCCUCGCUCUUCUCUCUGAUGGGCCUUCAAUGGUCAGAGAGGGAACCUUACGGCGACCCCGUGCCAAAUAGGCCUCAUGCCGGCCAAUCUUCUGCCCAGUCAUAUGCCACUUCCCAAUUUCAACCUCAUUCAAACUUCUCUUCCUUUUCCCUGUCAGACGAAAUUCCACAAUUCGCUCCAUUAAAUGAAACCGGGCACAACAAAUUAGUAUCAGGCGCACAUGUUCCGCGAGGAGGUCUCGUCGCACUUCUAGCAACAUUGGCAAUGCUGCUCUUCAGGUGGUGACGUCACCGGAGAACAACAGGUCUGGCUGUGCACUCGCUUAUACAUUUCAAUGAUAAUUAUUUUUGCUACUUGCUCCGCGCGCGAUCAUGUGUGAAAAGCGCGUGUAUUAUUAUAGAGUCUUGUUAUGUAAAUUCAUAUUGUGUUAUCCAUCGUCUAACGUAAUGUAACGUUCCUAACUAAGUCAGUGUUAACCAUUAAAUAGCAAACCAGUGCGGAUUCCCUUGGUUUUAAAAUUAAAAAUGAA
Molecule: messenger RNA, 1340 nt
Organism: Neocloeon triangulifer
Lineage: Eukaryota; Metazoa; Arthropoda; Insecta; Ephemeroptera; Baetidae
Exons: 5
Coding region: 350-1096 (248 amino acids)
Source: RefSeq, a predicted model, not a curated record